Molecule: messenger RNA, 915 nt
Organism: Fusarium oxysporum Fo47
Lineage: Eukaryota; Fungi; Ascomycota; Sordariomycetes; Hypocreales; Nectriaceae
Exons: 2
Coding region: 1-915 (304 amino acids)
Source: RefSeq, a predicted model, not a curated record
AUGGAGCUUACCAAGAAACCAACUCCGAAAAGCAUCUUGAUCUUCGGUGCUGCUGGUCACAUUGGCCAACCCCUCGCCGAAUAUGUCACAUGCGAAGGCCCGGAUAUCCCAACUUCCGCUUGUCGCCAGAAGCACCGAAAAGCAGAAAAUACUGCAGAACAAGUGUCCCGAGGCCGGGUUCUCGCGGCUGAUCACGAGUAUCUAUCUUCAUUUGCAGCGGCUGUAAAGGGCGUCGAAGGUGUUUUCGUCAUAUCGUCCAGCGGCAUGUCGGAAAGCGUUGCCAUGACGAAUCUUACAACUGUCAUCCGCUUGCUCGGUAUAUUCCCUGAGUUCAACCCCCACCGCGUGCCCGCAAAUUUGGGGCGGGGAGCCUGCCCAUUGAGCACCCGAUUGCAAAGCGGAUCCUCAAUGAAAGCGGACUUCCAGUCACAUACAUCAACUGCGGAGCUUCUAUUAUCGAUAAUCUGUAUCCAGCCGGUCCUAUUGAAUAAGACGUUCAUCUGGCCAGAGCAUCGUGUGCCGUUUCUCGACCCGCAAGACAUUGCAGAAGUUGCAGGGCGCCUGUUUCUCUCAGACAAUGCUAAGCACAUAGGGGCAUUUCACACCAUGAAUAACGGCCGUAACUGGUUGACGUACGAAGAAGUGGCAGGGAUCCUUAGUGAUGAAUUGGGUGAAAAGAUUGUCUUUGACGCAAGCUAUGAGGGCUUCACGGAGUUCUGGGGCCCUAGAAUGGGAAAGAAGGCGGAGGGACUCUGGGAUUUCUUCAAGUUCGAACAGGCUAAGGAGGAACAAUGGGCUUUGAAUAAUUUUGUUGAACCGACUUUGGGAAGGAAGCCUACCACAGUCAGGGGCUGGAUAGUGGAGCAUAAGGAUGCCCUCCUACAUGCUACGCAUCCCGUCUCUCGGGGAGAGUGA